AUGAGGGAUCCUAGCGCACAGUGCCACCUCCAAGUCCCCCCAAACAUUUCCCCCCUCUUCCUAAUCCUGUGUGGGAGGCAGGGAGGGAGGAAAAGGCUCCCAGCUUCUCUGGACUCUUCCCGACCGGGAAAGAGGCGGCUCGCCCAGCGCCCUCCGAGGAGGAAGCGGCGCUUCCCGGGCACUAAACCUCUAGCCGCUUCCACGGGAGGAGGUACUAGCGCAUCUCCCCCCAACUCUCCCAGGGAGGAAACUGGGCCGGAAAAGGCGGGAAGAAGCCUCCGUGGGGCCCCUCUAGGAAUCGCCUGUCAUUCUUCCUCCCUCCCUGGGAUUUCCCCACUUGCGGCGCUUUGGGCGGCUGUGCCAAUUCUUCGUUUGCCGGCAAGGCUGCUCCUGGGUCCCGCUCCGGGCAGGUGCCACCAGGAAAACCUUUGGAGGAAGCUCUGCUUGCAGGAUCCCAUCUGGCUCAGUCACCUGGACCAGAGGUUUCAUCUUCUCAGCUUUUGGACUCGUGCUGGAGCUCAUCCUCCUGCCCAUCUUCCAACCUUUUGGCCAAAGUUCUGCUUGCUUGAGUUUCCUUGGAUGGAAAGCCCUGGAAGUGAGCAGUCCCUGGAAAUUAUGCAGAGGGGGGAACACUUUGGCCAAAGGUGCCCUCAGGGGAAUCUGGGGAGACACUCAAAAUGCUCCAAGUGCGGGAAAUCCUUUGCUCACCAGUCCUUCCUUUUGCUCCAUCGGAAGCUGCAUACAGGAAAUGGAUCCCACCUGUGUUUUCAUUGUGGAAACUCCUUUCCUGGAAUGUGGAGCUUUGCCAAACAUCUCCAGAGCCACCCUGGACUGAAGCCUUACAAAUGCGGAGAGUGCGGGAAGCGUUUUGCUAAAGGAUCGGACCUUGGAGCCCAUCAGCAAAUCCACCAGGGAAAGAGAUCUCGGGAAUCCUGGAAGCGCUGGGGAAGAUUUCCUGGGAGACGGCAUCUUUCUAGGUCUCAGAACAGCUCGGCUGAAGAGAAGCCCUGCAAGUGUGUGCAAUGUGGGCUGUGCUUUUCUCAAACCUCGCAGCUGCUUAAACAUCAGCAAAUCCACAUCAGAGAGAAACCUUAUCAAUGUCUGGAGUGUGGGAAAUCUUUCCGUUAUAAACAAUUAUUUAGAAAACAUGAGAUUAUUCACACAGGGCAGAGUCCUUAUAAAUGCUUUGAGUGUGGAAAAUGUUUCACUCGGAGCUCAUCUCUUUGCCAACAUAAUAAAACACACACAAAGAAGGAAAGCAAAAUGUGUCUAGAAUGUGGGAAAUCUUUUUCCAGGAAAUCAUACCUAAUUCGACAUCAGAGAAUUCACACAGGAGAAAGACCCUAUCAGUGCCCAGAAUGUGGCAGAUGUUUUGGCAGAAAAUCAUCCCUAAUUCUACAUCAGAGAAUUCAUAUUGAGGACAGACCCUAUCAGUGCCCAGAAUGUGAGAAAAGAUUUGUAGAUUCUUCUGAACUUCAGAGACAUCAGAAGGGGCACACAGGAGAAAAACUAUAUAAAUGUAAUGACUGUGAUAAAUGUUUUUCUUUGAAGAAAGCUCUUUUUCAACAUCAGAGUAUCCAUACAGGGGUGAAGCCCUAUAUGUGCAUUGAAUGUGGAAGAUUUUUCCGUAUAAUACAACAUCUCAGAAGACAUGAGAAUGUUCACAGAAGGGAAAAAAAGUUCAAAUGUUUAGAUUGUGGGAGAACAUUUGCUGAUUCAUCAACCCUUAGAAUUCACUGCCAAGCCCAUACGGGUGAGAAAUGCCAUAAAUGCUCAGUGUGUGAGAAAUCUUUUACCCGGAAAGCUACACUUUGGAGGCAUCAGAGAACCCACUUAGAGAAACAAUAUAAAUGUCCAGAGUGUCAAAAAACUUUUCAUUGCAAACAUUAUCUUAGAAAACAUGAGAGGAUUCACAAAGGAGAGAAACCUUUCACGCGAAUGGGUGUGCCGAAAAAGGAAAAGUGCCCAGAAUGUGGGAGAUGUUUUGGCAAAAAGUCAGAACGAAUUCAACAUCAGAGAAUUCAUACCGGAGAAACCCCCUAUCAGUGCCCAGAAUGUGGGAGAUGUUUUGGCUACAAGUCAAGUCUAAAGCGACAUCAGAAACUUCACACUGGAGACACAUCCUAUCAAUGCCCAGUAUGUGAGAAACGAUUUGUGGAGUCUGCUGGACUUCGGAAACAUCAGAAGAAGCACACAGAAGAGUUGCCCUGUAAAUGUGAGGUUUGUGGGAAAGGUUUUCUCACAGCAACACUGCUUCAGGCUCAUCAGAGAAUCCACACAGAGGAGAAACCGUACAAAUGCGAGGAGUGUGGGAAAUAUUUUUCUCGAAAAGAACACGUUGGAAGGCAUCAAAAGGUCCAUACGCGAGUGAAGCCAUAGAGAUGCAUAGAGUGCCGUUUAAAUCUUUGAAGUGUGAUGUAUGGUUUAGCUGGAAAAAUACUCUUUCGGUAUCAGUGAAUUCUUAUUGGAGAGAAACUUUUUAUCAGGGCUUAGAAUGUGACAAAGAUUUUUAUCGGAUCAUCAGAUCUUCAGAUGCACAUGAAAACCCCACACAGGAGGAAAGCCUUACAGGUGUAUAACAUGAGAAUACUUUUCCUUGCCAGUUGGAACAUCUUGCCUCCUGGAGUUUGUUCAUAAAAAUUGCUUUCUUGGAAAUUUUCUUUGCCAAGUUAAAUUGUUAUAAUUUUUUAAAGUUUUAAUUCCAAGAUAUGAAUAUGAAAAUCUGAUAUGAGUAUGAAAAUAUAAUAUCUAAUGUGAAAUUGUCUGAAAUACUUUAAGGACUCCUGCCUUGGGCAGGGAAGGUAGGACUAGAAGACUACAGCUCUGUUAUUCUGUGGUAGCUCCCUUCUAGCCCUAUGAUUCUAAGAAUUUAAAAAGAAAAAGGGAAAUGGAAAUGGAUGAAAAGCAAAAGGAAGGAGUGCUGACAAAAAAGCGGGAAAAACUAAGGUUUCUGCUAAAACCUUGCAAGCCACCAAGGUUUUUAGUUGAGUAGGAUUAAUGAAUCCAGGAAAUAAAUAGAAUCAUAGAAUAUGUAGAGCACAACAGAGAGAAGCCCGGUAGUAAGAAGAACUUUGCUGAUGGUUUUGUGGUAAUUUUAAAAGCCCUUUGGAAGGAAUCAAAAUAUUAAUCGAAACAUUAACAGAUUUUUAGUGCAUUAGCUGGUUUUAAAAUCAAUAGCUAACAAAAAAGUUGACUAAAAUAGGAAAACAGAAGAGAAAAUAGAAUUGAUGGGGAAAAAUGAUUUAAAAGAAAUACAAAAGUAAGACAUUUGGGUAUUGUUACAAACAAUAUGAAUUCAGUGUCAAAAUAAUUGUGAUAAGGCAUGGAAUCAUACUGAAAAGGAUGUGUUCAGGUGGGAAAAAAAUACAAUUGUCACUAAUUAUAGAAGUUCUAUGAUUACAUAACUACAUAACUAGACUGAUGUUUCUGUUUUAAACAAUACCUAUCUGGACAAUGGGUGCACCACAUAAGCAAUGACAGGAAGGUAUAUCUAAGUUUAUAUGGCAGGAGAAAAACCAAGAGUUUAAUUUCAAACUGUUCAAGAUCAAAGACAGGAAAGCCUGGAGGAACAUUGUCCAUGGGGUCACGAUAGGUCAGGCAGGACUUCGCAACUAACAACAACAAAAAGUUUACCAAAAAGGAUCUGUUAAGAUGGAAAAAAUAUAGUUGUCAUUGAUUAUAAUAAUAACUUUGUUGUCAUUGUACAUAUAUACACAGUAUACCCGUACAACGAAAUUCACUUAACACCCAAAGACCAGGUCCAACACAAAUAACAAUCCCCAAACACACACACACACACACACACCACAAAUUCCCCGCCCCUAAACCACCCAAACAUCCAUACAACAGACCAAGUAAUACUGUCCAACAGCUCACUGAUGGUGGCCCUUUGGUUCAUUGCUGAGUACAAUUAUAGCUCUGGGAUAAAAACUAUUCAGAAAACGUGUGAUUAUAGAAGUUUUAUAAUUAAAAAUGACUAGAUUACUCGAUUGAUGUUUCUGUUUUAAAAAAUACCUAUCCCACUGAUGCCUAACAUUUUGGUCGUUGUCCCCCAAAAGUGUGUAUGCGCUAGAGAGUGCAUGCGCGUGCCGACACCCAUAAUGCAAUGUGCGCCCCCUGCUCAUGCUCCUGGCUACCAAGAGGGUGGAUGUCCUGGGGUUGCAUGCAGGCAUUGACAGCAUGGCCAGUGCACAUGCACGCUAAGAAGAGCUGCUCAGUGGG
Messenger RNA from Ahaetulla prasina, 4221 nucleotides. RefSeq names its product zinc finger protein 260-like. NCBI's taxonomy places the organism in Eukaryota, Metazoa, Chordata, Lepidosauria, Squamata, Colubridae. The transcript is spliced from 2 exons. The record is from RefSeq and is a predicted model, not a curated record. Bases 1 to 2379 code for a protein of 792 amino acids.